AUGUCGACCUGGAACAAGCACUACCACUGGAAGACCAAGGGCUGCACGCCCUGGGCCAAGAACCACAUCACCGAGGCGACCGUCGGCAAGUCGGUGAGCGUGGGCAAGAGCGGCCAGGUCAAGGUGGAUCGUCUUUCCUCGUUCGAAGGAGAUGUCGAGCUCGGGAACCGCAAGGGGAAGCUUAUCACCAUCUACGACUGUGCCAUCACGUACGCCUGGUCCGGAUCGUCGGACGACGGAACCGAGGCGAGCGGAACCAUCACGUUCCCAGAAGUGAGCCACGAGGUCGAGGACGAAGGCGACGAGUACCGAUUCGAGACCGAGAUGACGACAAAGUCUUCGGCGCAGGCCAACGAGCUCUAUGAUGCCGUGCGCAAGGAGCUUGCUCCUUCACUCCGCCCCGUCUUCCACGCUUUCCGUCAGAACCUCAUUGAUGCCCACGCCAAAGACCUGGGUCAUGACAGCCCAGCUUCGACUCCUGGCGCCGCUACACCAACCACUGCGGCCACUACCUCUACAUCCGCCAGCGCUGCUUCAACCACCCUAUCUUCCUCUGCAGCUGCUCCUGCAUCCAAGCAGUCCAAAGCCACGGUCUCGACAAGCUCAAGCGACGUGCGCGUGUCGAGCGAGCUUGCCAUCAGCACUCAGGAUCUGUGGGACCUGCUCACCAACCCAUCACGCAUCCCCAUGUGGACACGAGCGCCGGCUCAAUUUGAAGCGAAAGCGGACGCCGAUUUCGCGCUCUUUGGCGGCAACGUGACCGGAAAAGUGGUGAGCGUCGAUGCUCCCAAGCAGCUCAUUCAGAAGUGGCGCACACCCCAAUUCCCUCAAGGCCACUAUGGAACGCUGGCCGUCAAUCUCACCGAGGGCGGCGACUCGACCAAGCUGGAACUCGUGCUCAGCGGUGCUCCCUCUGGCGAUGAGGAGAUUGUCGAAAAGAACCUCGAGACCUACUACAUUCGCGGACUGAAGUCGAUGGGGUAA
This is a messenger RNA of Pseudozyma hubeiensis SY62, 984 nucleotides long. RefSeq lists its product as hypothetical. NCBI's taxonomy places the organism in Eukaryota, Fungi, Basidiomycota, Ustilaginomycetes, Ustilaginales, Ustilaginaceae. The coding region runs from base 1 to 984 and encodes 327 amino acids. The record is from RefSeq and is a predicted model, not a curated record. Gene Ontology annotation, molecular function: ATPase activator activity; protein-folding chaperone binding. Gene Ontology annotation, biological process: protein folding; positive regulation of ATP-dependent activity. Gene Ontology annotation, cellular component: cytosol. The transcript has a single exon.